Molecule: messenger RNA, 900 nt
Organism: Yarrowia lipolytica CLIB122
Lineage: Eukaryota; Fungi; Ascomycota; Dipodascomycetes; Dipodascales
Product: mitochondrial 54S ribosomal protein bL28m
Cellular component (GO): mitochondrial large ribosomal subunit
Molecular function (GO): structural constituent of ribosome
Source: RefSeq, a predicted model, not a curated record
AUGCUGUCUCUGACAAACCACCUGGCCCAGCUCAGCGUGUCUGGCUCGCGGGCGUUCUCUACCACCUCGGCGUGCGCCACCCGAUCGUUCAAACAUGUGACCCGACGAAAGGCCUUCAACCAGGACCUGUACCUGAACCCCCGAAACCAGCCUGCUGUCGGCGACAAGAAGAGCGACUUCAAGGUCGUUAUCCCCAACAGAAAGUCCAAGUACCCUCCUUACCCUUACGGCGUGUCUUUCGUAUUCAAGCGAGGUGACCGGGCGCUGUUUGGCGGCCGAACACUCGGUAACGGCUACCGGUCGUCCGAGUUCCGAAACAAGACGCUCCGAAAGUGGAAGCCCAACGCCCAGAAGACGACGCUGCCCAGCGAGGCGCUCGGCAAGAAUGUGCGUAUCACAACCGUGCCCCGAGUCCUCUCCACCAUCCGACGCGAGGGCGGUCUCGAUGCAUACCUCACCAAGGACACUCCUCUGCGAAUCAAGGAGAUUGGCGUGUUUGGCUGGAACCUGCGACACAAGAUUCUCUCCGCCAGAAACUACUACCAGGACAAGGAGUUCCAGCCCGUGCAGACCCCCCAGGGCGUAUGGAAGCACUCGUGGGGUAUGGUGAAGCUGGACGGCAAGCAGGGCGACCUCAUUGCCAAAAAGGCCACUCUCGCUGAUCACCUGUACGCUGUGCAAUGCUACCAGCAGAUGAAGGAGGGCCACCAGCCCAUGGCCCGGGGCUUCUUCAACCAGAAGACUGCCGGAUGGAGUGCUGUCAAGUUUUUCAACUCCCUCAGAGACGCUAAGGUGGACGUUUCCGAGUACGUGCUGUUUGGCGGCGUGCUGCGAAACAAAAACUCGGCCGUUGACAUGUUCAAGCAGGCCCGACAGACCGGCCAGACUCUGUCAAAGUAA